Plasmodium adleri (nom. inval.) is the source of this 4794-nucleotide messenger RNA. RefSeq names its product conserved Plasmodium protein, unknown function. Lineage: Eukaryota; Apicomplexa; Aconoidasida; Haemosporida; Plasmodiidae. The transcript has 2 exons. The record is from RefSeq and is a predicted model, not a curated record. Bases 1 to 4794 code for a protein of 1597 amino acids.
AUGAAUGAAUAUGUAAAGUAUACAACUAGCUUUUAUGUUUUUGACCUAUAUAAAUAUAAUACAAGUGCGGAAUUUUUAAAAAGUUUACAAUUAAUAACUUAUGAAGAUAUAAUAAUUAUAAGUUUACAAAAUAUUUCUGACAAGAACAUGAAAGAGACAUAUGAAAAUAUUAUUGACAAACAGUGUAACCCCAAUAAAGCAUAUGUAUUUCUACAUUUAAAUUAUAAAUUUGAAAAUGAUUUAUUUGUUCUUAUGAUAAAGAAAGGACUACAUAAUAAUAUUAAGGAUGUAUAUUAUAAAGUCAUACAGAUACCUACUAAAAAUAUUUUUGGGAAAAUAUAUAAGAAAGUAAUUAAAUAUUACUUUAUAGAUUACAUACAAAAAAUUAUAAACACAAAUAAUAAUUUUAUAUACAACAAAUAUAAUAACACAACAGACAGUAAUAAUAAUAAUAAUAAUAAGAAUAAGAAUAAUGAUGAUGAUGAUGAUGAUGAUGAUAAUGGGGAGAGUUAUUAUAUAAAUGAGGAAAAGAAAAAGGACUUCAAUGUAAUCAUUCGUAAUGAUAUGUUGUUAUAUGAAAUGAAUCAUAAGAAAUAUUUCAACUAUAUAAAUAAAUACUUUCAACAUGCAAACGAUAUAAACGAAAAAAAUGAAAGAGUAGAUACCAUGUUGAAUCAUUUUUUGCCUCAUCAAUAUAAGAUUGACCAGUAUAUGAUUUUAAAAAAAAAGAGUAAUUUAAAUUAUGAAAAGAAAAAGAGAAAAAUAAUAAUGAGCAAUAAAUAUUGUUAUGAUAACACAUAUAAUAAUAAUUCUGGUAGUUAUCAUUAUAAUAGCGACUCAAUUCUUCUAAGAAAUAAAAAGGAGAUAUAUAAUAUUAAUCGUAAUAUAUGUAAUAUGAAGAAUAAAGAAGAAAUAUAUACACAUAAUAAUAUUAAUAAUAAUAAUAUUAAUUAUAUAUCAUUUAAUAAAAAAAAAUAUGAUCGUAAUAUUUUACACUGCUUAACCCUCAUGAUUAAUAAUAUUCGCUUUUGUAUUUGUUUUUCUAACUUUGAUAUUUACAAAUAUAUUCAAUCAAAAAAUUAUUAUCAAUAUAUAUUUUAUAAAGAAAGAAUAAAAAAAUUUUAUAACGAUAAAGAAAACAGUCCCUUUUAUAUUAAUUAUAUGAAUUACUAUUUAAACAUGUACACCACAUUUUGUAAACAAUUAUAUAACCAUUUUAUAAAUAAAAUAAUUUUUGAGACAAAAAAAGAAGAUAUGUAUUUAUUUAAUAUGGAUAUAAUUAUAUUCAUUGGAUUUGAUAAAUUAGUGUUAUGUAAUAUAAAUGAAAAUAUAGAAUCAGAAAAAAACAAACAUAUAUAUAUUAAUAUGAAAAAAAAACAAAAUGAAUAUUUAUCUAAUAAUUCUAUUUUUUUUGAUAAAAAUAUUAUAAUCUUUAAUAAAAAUACACACCAUUUUCUAAUACAAAAAUAUUAUAAAACAUUAAUUAACAAAAAUAAAUUAAACCAUAUACUACCUAUAGGAUUCAAAUCGGUAUGUGAUUUAUAUACAUUAAUUAAGAUAAAUAUUAUCGAUGACUUUUUUUUAUAUCAUACAUAUAAUAAACAUGAACAACAGUAUUCCUUAAUAAAUCAUCUAAAAACAAAAAUUAAAAAAAAUAAAAAAAAAAAUAUUACCAUAAGUGUAGAACCAAAUAUUAUAAAUCUAAACGUUAUCAAUACUUAUGAAAUUUAUCAUACCUCAUUUGAAAUAUGUUAUGAUUAUAAAGAGAUAGAAGAAAAUAACAUAUAUACAUAUGAAAAGUCUCAUCAUCAUCAUAAUAAUAAAAAAAAACUUUGUCAACUCACAUCCUCUCCAUUUUUGGUUAAUAAUAAUAAUAAUAAUACAAAAUUAUGUGAUAAAAAAUAUUAUGAAGAACAAAAGGAUGAACGUUAUUCGUCAGACAGAAAUGAUGAUGCUUGUUGUGUUAUCAUCAGUGGACAUAAAAAGGAUAAAAAAAUUGAUGAAAUGAAAAAUAAAAAUAUUGAUGAAAUGAAAAAUAAAAAUAUUGAUGAAAUGAAAAAUAAAAAUAUUGAUGAAAUGAAAAAUAAAAAUAUUGGUCAAAGGAAAAAUAAAAAUAUUGAUCAAAUGAAAAAUAAAAAUAUUGAUCAAAUGAAAAAUAAAAAUAUUGAUCAAAUGAAAAAUAAAAAUAUUGGUCAAAUGAAAAAUAAAAAUAUUGGUCAAAUGAAAAAUAAAAAUACCCUUGAAAGGAAGUAUCAAAAUAUUCGUGUGCCAUAUAAUAAUUACAAACAAAUAAAUGAUCCUAUAGGGGAUCAUAUAAAUGAUAGAAAUGAUAAUACUAUGCAAAAGAAUAAAAAUAAUUUAACAAAUAUGUCAUCUAAUAAUAUGACAAAAGAAAGGAAAAAACACAACUACCUAUUCCAUCUUCUACAUAUGAAUUCUAGAAAAAAAAGAAAACAAAAAAAAAAACAAAAAAAAAAAAUAUGUGAGAUAAAUACAUUAGAGAGAAAAGAAGAAAUACAAAAUGAUUUUAAGAACCAACAUAUAUAUCAUAUACAAAAAAAUUGUAAUUGUAAUGAUUCAACACAUCUGAAUUAUAUCAGUGAUGAUUAUAAUAAAAGGGAAUCUUAUAGAGAAACAUAUAAACAUAAUAAUAUACAUGAACAAAUAAAUAAAGAAAAUAUUUCAAAAGAUGAUAUAUAUAUUAAUAAAAAAAGUACAGAUAUAAAUAAUGAUGAUGAUUUAUAUUUCUCAGUAUUAUGUUUUGAUGCACAGACAAAAUCAACUAUUCCAAUUAAUUUAUAUUCUUUUCUUCACUUGAAAAAAAAUACUAUCUUUAAAUAUUUAGAAGAAAAUAUACGUUUUAAGGAACAAACGCAAAAUAUAAAUGAUAAUAACAAUAAUAUAUUAAUAAAUCAUAAUGAUAAUAUGAAAAGUAUAGAAAAUAUUAAUAAUAUGAAAAAAAGGAGAAAGAAAAAAAUACACAAUAAUGAAAAUACAUAUACAUUUGCUACGGCAAGAUAUAUUUAUAUGCAACCAUAUACAGGUAUUAUAAAAAAGAAUACAAGAAAAAAAAUAGAAUUAAAUAUUUUUAUUGAACACAUUUUAAAAUCACAGAGAAUUAAAGAUUCAUUUGUUUUAAUUAUUAGAAUACAUAAUUUUGAUAAGGAUAUUUUUUUAACAAUAAAAUGUCAUAUACAAAAUAAUAUAAUUACUUCUCUUAUACAUGAUAAUUUGAGUCUUUUAAAAAAAAAAAAAAAAUACAUGCAAAAUGGGAAUACACAUGCAGGGGUGAUCUAUUCCUCCGAUUGUGAUAAUAUUAAAAAUAAGAAAACUAUAAAAAGGAAAUACAAAAUAAAGAAAAAUAAAAUGAAUUAUACCUUUCAUCAUAUGACGAAUAUGAGUUUAUUAAGAUAUACAUGUAAUAAAAAAAUAAGAAGAAGCAUAAAAAAUCAAACAGAAAAUAAAGUGGACAAUAAUAUUAUGCUACAUAAAAUGGAUAUAACAAAUAAUAUAUCAUAUAAUAAUAAUAAGGAAAUACCAUGUGAAAUACAAAAUCGCCUUUUAAAAAAUGAUUCUAAUUCUUUAUUAAAAAAUAUAAUUAAUAAUAAGAAUAUGUUUAAAUAUAAUAUUAAAAAGAAAAAGAGAGGUACUUAUUUUUUAUCGCGAAAUUUUAUAAAAUUUUUAUUUUUCUUAUUCUUUCAUAUAAAUAAACAACAAGAAAUAUUAUUUACUAGUACAACAAAUGAGGAAAAAAUUGAAGACCUUUUGUAUUUCUUUAACUUGAGUAAUAUGAAUUAUUAUCAUUUAUUAUAUUCAUUUCAUUAUAUAUUUCAAAUCUCCAAUGAAAAUAUUGACAUGUGUACCUAUAACUACAACUGCAAAAAGAGGUUCUUUGAUAUGGUUCAAAGGAAUAUAAGAAAGAACAGAAAUGAUGCUAUUUAUAAUGAAUAUGAUGAAAGGAGUGAUAAAAUAAAUGACAUUCAAAUGAAGAAGUACUUCUUCAACAACAACAACAAUAAUAAUGAUAAUAAUAAUAAUUACUAUUAUAAUAACUGUUGCAUUGAUAAUUCCUUCUUUAUUCAUGAUAAACAAAGAGAUAUCAAACAUCUAGAUAACGAUUCCAAUGUGAUAUAUAAUAUUACUUAUUUAAUAAGAAAGAUUGAAAAAAAUAAAAAAAUCGAAAACGAUAUAUCCAUAAUAUCCUUAUUAUUAUUAUGUGAACAAUUUUUUUAUAUUAUAAAUACAAAUAUAAUAACAUCACAAUAUCUUAGUUAUAUAAAAAAUAUUUAUAAUAAUAUGAAUAUAAAAAAAAAGAAAAAAAUGUAUUUCAUCUUUUUAAUCUUAUUAAGAAAUUCUUUCACAUGUAUAUAUUAUAAAAAUAUCUUUCUGGUAUUUAUAUCAUUUAUAAAGAAAUUAUUUAUUUAUUUCUUACAAUUAAAUAUUCAACAUUUUUAUGUAACCGUUAUGAGACAGAAUGAUAUUAUUAAAAAUAAAAAUAUGAAAAAGAUAAAUAAGACAAAGGAAAGAAAUAAAUAUAAUCAUAAUAUAAAUAAUGAUAACAAAACAGUUGAUAAUAAUAAAAAUGAUGAUAAUAUAUAUAUCAACACAUUUAAGGAGCACAAUUAUCAACAACAUACAAAAAAUAAUAAAUUAAAAUAUUAUUUCGAUUUAUUUCUUAAUUCUUUUAAUUUUUUUCAUAAUGCUUUUAUAAUUUAUAUUUCAUCAUUCAUAUUUAGUUUUCUUGAUAUACAAAUAGCGAUUGAUUUAACUCAUUACAUUCUUUUCUAUUUAUAA